CAUAGCUGUCAAGUCUCCCGUUUUGGCCGGGAAACUACCGUAUUUUAACCUCUAUUUUAUUUUAACCUUACAUUCUCCCGUAAAUCUCCCGUAUUACAAUAUAAUAAUAAAAAAACAUUCCUCUGCUUCUCUCUCUGAAUUCUGUCACUAGCCUCGCGAGAACUGCCACCUGCAGUAGCCUGGGUGGCAGUUGUCGCGAUAUUAGUGCCGACGGCGGGAACAAACCUGGAACAACAAAGGAGAGAAAUGGAUAGAUGUGACGAAAGGGAAGGCAUUCCUGCCAGAAAAAGAAAGACAUUGUGCAAAUAUCUUGAAAAAUGGGACAGCGAAUUUUCUUUUCUAAAGAAGAGCAGGAUGGGGCACAGUCACGCGUUCUGUAAGAUUUGUAACUGCGAUUUUAGUGUCUCCCACGGGGGAAGGAACGACAUCAGUCAGCAUGAAAAAUCGACCAAGCACAAGCGCUGGCUAGAGGCACAGAAACAUGCCCAGGCGAUGUCAACAUUUGUGACUAGAAAUACCACCGAGGCAGACCAGGUCAUAAAUGCGGAGGUUAAAAUGGCAAUGCUGUGUGCCAAGAACAAUGUUGCUUUCAACUUCUGUGAUGACUUCAACAAGUGUGUAGCUGAAAUGUUCCCGGACUCUGCUAUCGCACGGAAAUUCUCGGCGGGAAAAACCAAGGCUACCCAACUCAUCAAAGGUGCCAUAGCAACAGAGCUAGAUGACGAGUUGGCCAAAACAUGCCGAUCUCAGCCAUUUUCUGUGAUGUGCGACGAAUCGAACAACAGAAAAGGAAAUAAAGAAUUUGUCAUCCUAACUAGACUCUACAAUGAGGCCACUCUGCAGGUUGUUACAAGAUUCAUGGAGAUGUCUGUAUGCAACGUGGGAAAUGCAGAAAAUCUGUAUGAAAAACUGAGUGAAGCACUAAGAAAAAGAGGCAUCCCAUGGGAGAACCUGAUAGCCUUUAACUCUGAUAAUGCGAGUGUCAUGAAAGACAGACACAACUCUGUUAUCAGCAGACUGAAACAGAACCAGCGCCACGUCCAGGACCUCAGCUGCAUCUGCCACCUGGCACAGCUGGCCACUGGCUGUGGCAUCAGAGCAGCCCAGGUACCGGUGGAAGACAUCCUGGUGGGGAUAUACACCCACUUUGAUAAAAGUGCAAAAAGAUGUGAACUCUACAAAGGGUUUGUAGAUUUCACUGAUUCAGACCACCUGAAGCUCCUCGGGUACUGCAGCACCAGAUGGCUGAGUCUGCUAACCUGCAUCCAGAGAGUGUUGAACCAGUGGGAUGCACUGCAGGCCUACUUUAACAGUCAGGAGGAGGUGGAGAGGAGUGCCAAAGUGUGCGAUCUAGCAAGCCAUCUGCAUGAUCCAAUCGUGAAGGCUUACUUCAUGUUCCUGAGUGCUCCUAAGCCUUUAUAUGAAUUUAAUAUUGUCUUCCAGUCAGAGGCCGUGCAGAUUCACAGACAUGAAGAGGAGAUCUACAGGCUGAUCAAGAGGAUCCUGGGGUUCCUCAUACCAGCAUCAUGGGUGUACCUCUCAAGGAGGUGGAGUAUGGAGAAGGACAUCAGUUGGCUGAUGAAGAGCUCUUUAUAGGAGCAGAAACAAAGGCAUUUCAUGGCAAGGAAAGAGCUCCCUGUGUCAGCGGAGAAGAAA
Messenger RNA from Girardinichthys multiradiatus, 1656 nucleotides. RefSeq lists its product as uncharacterized. The coding region runs from base 247 to 1596 and encodes 449 amino acids. The record is from RefSeq and is a predicted model, not a curated record. The transcript is spliced from 6 exons. Lineage: Eukaryota; Metazoa; Chordata; Actinopteri; Cyprinodontiformes; Goodeidae.